This is a messenger RNA of Dioscorea cayenensis subsp. rotundata (Guinea yam), 1143 nucleotides long. Its product is annotated as probable WRKY transcription factor 49. NCBI's taxonomy places the organism in Eukaryota, Viridiplantae, Streptophyta, Magnoliopsida, Dioscoreales, Dioscoreaceae. The record is from RefSeq and is a predicted model, not a curated record. Gene Ontology annotation, molecular function: DNA-binding transcription factor activity; sequence-specific DNA binding. The coding region runs from base 168 to 941 and encodes 257 amino acids. Gene Ontology annotation, biological process: regulation of DNA-templated transcription. The transcript is spliced from 3 exons.
GUAAGAUUUUAUAGUAAUCAACUAGAAGGGUACAUUGGUCUUCAAACAAUAUUUCUUCUUCCCUUAAUUUGUCUUCUCCUUCUUCUUCUUUUUCUUAUUCUUCUCUGUUUCUAUGAUAACUAUAUAAAUCAACCAUCUCUUUGAUAUCUCUUCCUAACUUAUUCUUAAUGGAUGAAGUAAGUGAAUCAGGAGAAGAGCUUGUGAGAGAGCUUUUAGACAAUGAGUCUCCCUUCUUUGUCUCUUCGAAUGCGAUGAUGGUCGACGAUAUGAAUAGAGAAAGCAUCAUCAACAAGCUUAUCUCUACCGUUUACUCCGGACCAACCAUUGGUGACAUUGAGAGUGCUCUCUCCAUCAAUGGUCCUAGACCAGUAGUUUCGAUGCCGGAGAAAGGAAUGGGAAAGAUGGAGAAUAAGUACACAUUGAAGAUCAAAAGUUGCGGAAGUGCCGGCCUUGCAGAUGAUGGAUACAAAUGGAGAAAGUAUGGACAAAAGACUAUCAAGAACAGUCCUAAUCCAAGGAGUUAUUACAGAUGCACCAACCCACGUUGCAAUGCCAAGAAACAAGUCGAAAGAUCAAUAGACGAUCCGGAAACUCUCAUCGUCACAUAUGAAGGACUUCAUCUCCAUUAUGCGUAUUCGCACAUCCUCUCGCCGGUGCCUCAGCAAUUCCCUAUGAAGAAAACAAAGAUUCAAAUAAACAAUGUAUCAGAAUUGGGACAACAACUAGAACAACAACAAUUACAGCAGCAACAGAAUACGGCGAUCAUCGAUGUUGAUCAUGUUAUGGAAAGCCCUCAAGGGUUGUUGGAAGACAUUGUUCCAUUGCUUGUUAGGAAGCCUUGUUUUUCGAAUACUAAUACUUCUUCUUCUUCUCAAGCUUCAUCGCCUUCUUAUUCGUCGUCACUUUCGUGGUCUCCAAGCGUACUCUCCAGCAUUAUUUGAGUGUCGACAAGUGAAAUUAAUAAGCGAUAAAUAUAUAGUUUUAUGUACUAAGCAUUAUGCAGAAUUCAAAUGUAAAAUAUACCAAUGAUUUUCUAUGGAUUGAGAACUGUUAUGCAUGGAUUUGGACAAAUUGGAGGCAUGUUCAAUCAUGUUAAAAGGAAAAGGGACCCUUUAAUAAUAAAUGAAAGCAGUUGUUUGUUAA